GCCAAAGUCAACAGAGUCCUUUCUGAAGGGAUGGGUCCUCAUCCCAAGGUCCCUUUGGGAUUACUCAAAUGUAAUUUACUGAUAAAAGUACAAAACACAAGGAAACAAUCCGCCGUGAGUGACAGGCAGCAGCAACAAUAAAUAGCAGAAUUCUUUUCUCUGAGGAUCUAAAAAUGCUGAAAUAAUAUAUAAUUAGUUGUGUUUACAAUGUGUGAAGACGUUGAAGCUAAAUCUGAAACAAUAAGCUGGGAAUCAAUGGCUGUCUAAAAUAAUCGAUCAGAUUUGAAAGAAGAGUCAAUUGGAAUCCCUGGAAAUGAAAACCACAAUCAACAUGAAAAACCCAGCAAGCAACUAGCAAAUUCCACACCGGAAGAGGAACUAGCACAAUGAAAGUCUUGAAAAGGGAGCAGGGAGCUGUGUGUUAGGGGAUCCCUAAAGGAAGUUCUCAGCCUGUAACCCCAGUACUCCGGAGUCUGGGGCAGGAGGACUGAACGAGUGUUUGAGGCCAGCUUGGAUUGCUCUCUCAGUCUCUUUCUUCUUUUAGAUUUAUGUUAUCUAUAUGAAUGUCUUUCCAACAUGUAUGUGUGUGCACCACAUGUGUGCCUAGCGCCUGCAGAAGUCAGAAGGGGGCAUCUUAUCCCUGGAAGUGGAGGUUUGGAUGGUUGUGAGCCGUCACGCAGGUGCUGGGAAUUGAACCGUGGUCCUCGGUGAGAGCAACAAGUGCUCUCCACUGCUGAGCCACCUCUCCAGGCCCUGUGAUAGUUUCUUUCCCUGUUACCAUGAUAAAAAUAACUCUGAUAAAAGCAAUUUCAGAAAGAAAGGGAUUAUUCUGGGUUCACAGUUCCUGGGGGAUGCUGUCCGUCAUCCUGGGGAAAGCGUGAUAGCAGGAAGCUAGCUGCUCACCUUCCAUCUACACUUAGGAAGCAAAGAAUGAACAGGAAGCAGAGCUGGACUAUUAAGCCUGAAGACCCACCCUUAGUGGCCCGCUUCCUUUAAGAAAACCCCAUCUUCUAAUGGUUCCACGACCUCCCUAAUCAGCACUACCAGCUGGGGACUGAGUGUUCACACAGGAGCCCGUAGGUGACAUUUCACAUUCAGACCACAAAAGCUGCAUAGUAAGACUCCCGUCUUAAAAGGCAAACAAGGGCAGGAAAGCUGGCUCAGCGGGUGGAGAUGCUUGCUGCCAAGCCUGAUGAUCUGAGUUCGAUUCCUGACUCCCACAGGUUGCCAGCUGACCUCCGCACGUGGUGGAUCGCGCUAUCAACUUGGAAAGGGUCUUCAUUAUUUAAAAAAAAAAAAAAAAAAACAGUGCAAAAAACUGCCACCAAUAAAUGAACGCAGAACCAAAGAGGGCUGGGAGAAGGGCAUCUUAUAGGCCAUGAAACACAGUGUGAAAGGGGCUGAGACUGGGAGGGAGGUAGCAGGAGAGGAGAGGGGACUUUCCUGGCAGGCUUGGCUUACCGUGACAGCGGCUGGGCCAAGAGGCCCACAGACAUGGAGGCAGGUGCUGCUGGUGUUUGGUGGUGGAGCCCCGUGAGAGGGGUGGGUCAAAGAUGCCUAUCAGACUUCUGGCUUGAGAAACUGGGUGGGGAUGUGUUACUCACUAAAUUGGCAAGGCUGAGCGGGAACAGGCUGAGGAGAAGGCGCAAGAGGCAAGCUUUGACUGCUUCUCAGUUUGCCUGGGAAGAUCUGCCGACAGGCCUUGGGUAGGUGUAGGAUUUGGCCUAAGCGGAGACUUCUUCUUUCUCUGGGGUGUGAAGAUCAGGAUUUUCUUCAGCAGUAUGGCAAGCGUCUAUAAGAACUUUCUUUCAAGUGCACACCUUUAAUUCCAGCACCAAGACAGGUGGAUCUCUGUGAGUUCUAGGACAUCCUGAUCUACGUAAAGGGUUCUAGGAUAGCCAGGGCUACAUAAGGAGACGCUGUCUCAAAGAACUAACAUCUUCGCUCAUUCAAACUGGGCUCCUGGAGAAGAGGCAUUUUCAUUUUUCAGAAGGGAAAGUUGAGACCCAGGAAAGUCCCAGCCUUGGACUUCAUUUGUUUGUUCAUUCAUUCACUCACUCACUCAUGAAUUUGUUAGGAGCCUACUCUGUACCAGACACUAGGGCUGGGGAUACAGAAGGGAUAGACGCAAGAUUCCUGCUUUUUAGAAGCUUGUAUUUUAGUGGAGGGAGACAGACAAUAAUUUAAACAUAUUGGUAGGAUGCUAAGAACUGUAGGGAACUUGAGGACCAGAAGAGGGCCAGGUAUGUAGGAGAUGUCAUCGGGAAGGUGACGAGUGUGGAAGGCUCUGGAAUGCUCAUACAGAACCAUUGCCCUCCAUGGCCCAUUGUGACAGUGUCAGUUCUAGAGUAUAGGCCUGAGGUCAGCAAGAACCUGGAGAAGAAAUACCCAGAGAGGGACGGAGUGGCAUCAGUGUUGGGCGGUGCCCCUCAGGGGGGCGGCAAAGCCCAAUGGGUCAGAAGGGCCAUAAGGGCUCCUUUUACAAUUGUGAAGGGUCUCCUGUGAGCAGCCUCCAUGAGGCCCUGGACCAGUGCAUGAUAGCCCUGGACCUCUUCCUCACCAACCAGUUCUCAGAAGCACUCAGCUACCUCAAACCCAGAACCAAGGAGAGCAUGUACCACUCGCUGACCUACGCCACCAUCCUGGAGAUGCAGGCCAUGAUGACCUUCGACCCCCAGGACAUCCUGCUUGCCGGCACCAUGAUGAAGGAAGCACAGUCCCUGUGUCAGAGGUACCGGAAGAAGUUGUCUAUGUCAGACUCUUUGAGCAACCUGGUACACCGUCCCACCCUGGACCAGUUCACGGAAGAGGAAAUCCAUGCAGAGGUCUGUUACGCAGAGUGCCUGCUGCAGAGAGCGGCCCUGACCUUCCUUCAGGAUGAGAACAUGGUGAGCUUCAUCAAGGGCGGCAUCAAAGUUCGAAACAGCUACCAGACAUACAAGGAACUGGAUAGCCUGGUCCAGUCCUCCCAGUACUGCAGAGGAGAGAGCCACAGGCACUUUGAAGGAGGAGUGAAGCUCGGUGUAGGCGCCUUCAACCUGACGCUGUCCAUGCUCCCCACUAGGAUCCUGAGGCUGCUCGAGUUUGUUGGGUUUUCAGGAAAUAAGGACUACGGGCUGCUGCAGCUGGAGGAGGGCGCGGCAGGGCACAGCUUCCGCGCAGUGCUGUGUGUCAUGCUGCUGCUGUGUUACCACACCUUCCUCACCUUCGUGCUCGGUACUGGGAAUGUCAACAUCGAGGAGGCAGAGAAGCUGCUGAAGCCCUACCUGAACCGAUACCCCAAGGGUGCCAUCUUCCUGUUCUUUGCUGGGCGGAUUGAAGCUAUCAAAGGAAAUAUUGACGCCGCCAUCCGGCGCUUCGAGGAGUGCUGUGAGGCCCAGCAGCGCUGGAAACAGUUCCACCACAUGUGCUACUGGGAGCUCAUGUGGUGCUUCACCUACAAGGGCCAGUGGAAGAUGGCCUACUUCUACGCUGACCUGCUGAGCAAGGAGAACUCCUGGUCCAAGGCCACCUACAUCUACAUGAAGGCUGCCUACCUCAGCAUGUUUGAGAAGGAAGACUACAAGCCAUUCGGCGAUGAUGAAGUGGAGUUAUUCAGGGCUGUGCCAGGCUUGAAGCUCAAAAUUGCUGGCAAGUCUCUACCCACAGAGAAGUUUGCCAUCCGCAAGUCCAGACGCUACCUCUCCCCCAACCCCAUCUCACUGCCAAUCCCUGCUCUGGAAAUGAUGUACAUCUGGAAUGGCUAUGCUGUGAUUGGGAAGCAGCCAAAACUCACAGAUGGGAUGCUUGAGGUCAUCACCAAGGCCGAAGAGAUGCUGGCAACUGGCCCAGAGAACGAGUACUCAGCUGAUGACGACUGCCUGGUCAAGCUGCUGAAAGGCCUGUGUCUGAAAUACCUGGGCCGGGUCCAGGAGGCAGAGGAGAACUUCAGGAGCAUCGCUGCCAAUGAGAAGAAGAUUAAAUAUGACCACUACUUGAUCCCAAAUGCCCUGCUGGAGUUGGCCCUGCUGUUCAUGGAGCAAGGCAGAAACGAAGAGGCCAUCAAACUCCUCGACUCUGCCAAGCAAAACUACAAGAACUACUCCAUGGAGUCGAGGACACACUUUCGAAUCCAGGCAGCCACACUCCAGGCCAGAUCUUCCCUGGACGGCAGCAGAUCCACAGUUUCAUCGGUGUCCUUGUAGCUUUUGGCAGCAGCACUCCUGGGCUCAAAGAGGAACACACAGCUAGCUGGACAGAGCUCCUGGAAACAUUUCAAAAGAUCCCCCUCCCUCUGCCUUCCUUGGGGUCCACCUGGUGCUCCUGUGGGAUGCACAAGAAGAUCUGUGCAGAAGCAGAGACAGCGUUUUUACCAGUGUGGCCAAGGCCUUUGCCAGGGGCAGAGCAGGCGGAGCCCUCUGCCAGUCCUAUCACACAUACGGGUACUUGUUUUACACUGUGAUGUUCAAGAGAAUGUAUGAAAGUUUACAUUUCUUUAGAAAUACAUUGAUGGGAUUAUAGUUGGCCUUUAAAAAAAAAAAAACCUAACCAAAAAAUAAUUGCUGUAAAUCUGUUUUCACCCAUUGUGGAAGUAAAUCUCUCUACAUGCUGCCAAGGCCAAACUGCUUUUGAAAUCUCAGCAAUGUCUUAGUUUUUGAGGGUAGAACAGGGGCGUUCCUAGUAUCUGAACUUCAAAGUUCUAUACACAAAAUUCCAGGACAGCCAGACUGUCUAAAAAAUAAACUAAAUUAAGUUGCUAGCAUUUAAAAA
Messenger RNA from Peromyscus maniculatus bairdii (prairie deer mouse), 4749 nucleotides. It is a transcript of the gene Ttc39a, whose product is annotated as tetratricopeptide repeat domain 39A. Gene Ontology annotation, molecular function: protein binding. Lineage: Eukaryota; Metazoa; Chordata; Mammalia; Rodentia; Cricetidae. The record is from RefSeq and is a predicted model, not a curated record.